GCCUCGUCUGCGAGCUACCGCCCCCAUCCGCCUUGCUUGAGGGUUCCUCCUGAGGAUCGCAACGCGCUCCCGCUGGAGCGUUCGAAUGCUUGUUGGGCGGCGUGCCCUUCUGUCUCGCUAAUUGCCCGCCCGGUCGAGCUGCGCGCCAACCAUUGACGAUCAAGGUGCAGCAUGGCGGACGACUAUCGGAGAGUCAAAGAGGACGGCGCGCGAGAUCCCCAGGAAGCCAUGCGCUACCCGCCUCCGUCUGAAAGUGAUGAUCGGAGACGGCCCCCUCAAGCGGGCCUAGACAGCGCUCCGCUGCCCGCGAUGCCGUCCUAUCCACCCCCAGGGCCGGCUUACCAGCCAGAUCCGCGCUAUCCGGACCGAGGCUACCCCCCGGACCCAAGAUACCCACCAGAUCCCCGGAGCUGGCCGCCGGAACCCCCAGCUCCAAACGGCUAUCACCCUCCACCGGACCCGCGCUAUCCCCCUCCCUAUCCCGCUCAAGACCCCCGUCAGUUUGAGGACCGGAGGCAGUUCGACGACCGUAGCAGGCCUUACGACGAUAGGAUGCGGCAGUACGACGAUCGGCGGCAGUACGAGGACCGGAGACCCUACGAGGACCAGAGACUAUACGAUGAUCCUCGGCAGUACCCCGACCGCAGGCCCUACCCCGACCCGUACUACGAUCAACAGCAGGCGGCUCAGGGGAGGGGUGGCGGGUAUGGCCCCGACUACUACAGAUACCCACCGGCCCCCUAUCCGUAUGGGAUGGGCCCGCCGCCGCCGCCUCCGUCGACUCAGCAGCAAACGGCGCCGAGGCAAAGGACGUCCAUUGCCUGCCGCUAUUGCAGAAAGAGAAAGAUCCGUUGCAGCGGUUACACCCACACGACGAACGGCAAGUGCACAAACUGCGACAAGCUGCGAAUCGACUGCAUCUUUCAGCCCGUCUCGUCGAAUUCGUCUGCCGCUUUUGUUCCGGUGUCGGCUGUUCCAGGAGGUGUGCCUCCAGGAACCCCGCUUUACGGAGCGUACGGGCAGCCUUUGCCCCCUGCCACCGCGCCAGCGCAGCAAGCUCGCCCUUAUCCGUAUCCGCCGACUGAGUACACCCCGCCGAUGCAGUCGCCUACAGGAGCAUAUGUCCCUUACGACGACAAAGACCCCGGGCGCCGACGGGCCCGCCCGCUCGAGGAGGAGCACAGUUCGCGACCGCCGCCGCCGAACUACCCUCUCGACGAUGAUCCUCGCAGACGAUCCCCGGUUUCGCUCGGCAGCAACGGGACCCCGCCGGCGGCUUAUCCGCAGUACCAGCAACAAGGCCCCUAUGACCGGGACCGGCCCCCGACUCCCACCCGGAAUAGCCCGUCUCGGCCUAUGCCGCUGCAGCCGCCGUCAAGAACGCCUCAGGUCCCACUAUCUCAGGUGCAACCGGCGCAGCCGCCGCUGCAAUCCCAGCUGCUGCCCCAGGCGCGGCCUCAGCCCCAGCCUGCGCCGAGCAGCUAUUCGCAGCCUCCUCCGCCGAGCAGCUAUUCACAGCCCCCGUCGAGCAGUUAUUCCCAGGCUCCCUCGAGCACUUACUCUAACCCGAUGAGCCUGGAUAACCUGAUGGGGCCGGGCCCUCGGACGGUCAACGACAUCGACCGGAACAUGCUCGGAAGGCUGGACAGACGGUCCUAAGUCCUAGCCCAGGUUGGGCCAUCGCGGUGCAGCCGACGAACGGUUUAGUCUGGCACUAAC
This is a messenger RNA of Thermothielavioides terrestris NRRL 8126, 1719 nucleotides long. RefSeq lists its product as uncharacterized. The record is from RefSeq and is a predicted model, not a curated record. Bases 172 to 1659 code for a protein of 495 amino acids. NCBI's taxonomy places the organism in Eukaryota, Fungi, Ascomycota, Sordariomycetes, Sordariales, Chaetomiaceae. Gene Ontology annotation, cellular component: nucleus. The transcript has 2 exons. Gene Ontology annotation, biological process: regulation of DNA-templated transcription. Gene Ontology annotation, molecular function: zinc ion binding; DNA-binding transcription factor activity, RNA polymerase II-specific.